Molecule: messenger RNA, 2829 nt
Organism: Hemicordylus capensis (graceful crag lizard)
Lineage: Eukaryota; Metazoa; Chordata; Lepidosauria; Squamata; Cordylidae
Gene: ANKZF1
Product: ankyrin repeat and zinc finger peptidyl tRNA hydrolase 1
Exons: 16
Coding region: 145-2223 (692 amino acids)
Molecular function (GO): protein binding
Source: RefSeq, a predicted model, not a curated record
AGGAGGCGGAGCGAAAAGAACAGUCUCCUGUGGAGAAUUCGUCACGGACGGAAGUGACGUACACGAGAAAGGCGGGCGCUCACUUUUACAGCUUCCUCGUGAGUUGUCUGUGCCGUCUGCUGCUUUCUAGCCUUGGGAGGGAUCAUGCAGCCUGCUGAGACCUGGUCUCUGUUUGAGGCUGCUCAGAAUGCAGCUUUGAUGGAAGGACUUUGUCUUGACACUGAAUCAUCAAGGGAUGUCUCCUCUGCUGCAUCAGUUCCAGUUACUAAGGAAGCGGAUCGUAUUUGUGGGGUCUUGGAGGUGUCUGACCGGAUGUAUUGCUCUGCCUGCUCAAGGGCCUUUGACAGUCGAGAGGAACAGACUGAACAUUACCGGCUGGAUUGGCAUCGCUUCAACAUUAAGCAGCGUUUGCUGGGCCGCCAGAUGCUCACAGCUGAAGAAUUUGAGGCAAAUGCUCAAGCAGGUGAUGUCUCUAGCAUCUCUGGUUCAGAUUCCAGUGACUCUGACAGCGAAUCUGACCCGCCACCUUACCAGGACAGUGAAGGCAAGGAGAGUGAUCAUCAGAGCUCUUCACCGUGUUCACGCUCUCAACGGAUCCUGUUCAGAAACUCCCAAGGCCAGCUCCUCUCAGUCUAUCGCUGUGUGCUGAGCACUAUAAAGGGCAGUGUGGAGGAGACUGCAGAGCUGGUGGCGUCGCUUCAGAGGCAGAGCCCAGGGACCUCCUGGGUUAUCCUGAUGUCUGGCGGAGGACACUUUGCGGGAGCUGUCUUUAAGGGGAAUGAUGUACUGGAGCACAAGACCUUCCACCGGUAUACAGUGCGAGCUCGCCGAGGUACAGCCCAAGGGAUACGGGAUGCUCAGGGAUCUAUGCCAAAAUCUGCAGGGGCCUCACUGCGGCGCUACAAUGAGGCUGCCCUGCUCAAGGAUAUUCAGGAGUUGUUGGCCAGCUGGGCAGGACACCUGCAAGAAGCAGAGUGCAUCUUCCUUCGUGCCCCUCGCGCCAACCGGUCUCGCUUCUUCAGCAAUAGAAAUGGCCCUCUUCAGCGAGGUGAUCCCCGUAUCCGGGGCAUUCCUUUCAGCACCCGAAGAGCUACCUUCCGAGAGGUGCAGCGGGUACACCAGGCUCUGAGCAGUUUGCAAGUGUAUGGGAAGGACACAGCAGUGGAGGAGCUGAUUGGCUCUCCUCGGAAGAGCUGGAGAAAAGUUGCUCAGUGGGAUGAAGUAGCUCCACAAUGUCAAGACACUACCUCCCCAGCACAAUUGGCAGAUGAGGAGGAAGAAGAGGGAGAAGGAAGUCUGGAGUUGGUGGAGAUGACACUGAGUACACUGGAACUCCGUGAGUUUGAGGUGGCACCUAAAUGGAAGCACAAAAAGAGAAAGAAGAAACCAAAAGCACCCACAGCAUCUUGCACGGAGACUUCAGGAGGUAUUGAUGAGCCGGAGGGCUCAUCCAGAAGAGAGGAGUUGCCUAAGGCCCGGAAAUAUCUGGAGACUCCAGAAGUUCCCAACACACCCCUGCAAGAUUCCUUGUUCACAACUUGCAAGACGGGAGACUUGAGAGCACUACGUCACCUCUUGGGAAUGGCUGAUGGCACAGCAGGGAUAGAAGAAUGCAAUGGUGACACCGCACAGCAAUUACUCAAUGCCCCGCUAGAUGAGAGUGGCUGGACCCUUUUGCAUGUGGCAGCAGCAGCGGGGAGGAGUGCAGUUGUGCGGCUGCUUUUGGAGGCUGGUGCUGACCCUGCCCUCAGGGACAGGCAAGAACAACCUCCAUACUGUGUCUCUGCUGACAGAAAAACCCGUAGUGAAUUCCGUAGAUUCAUGGGUGAACAGCCUGAGAAAUAUGACUAUGUCCGGGCUCAGGUGCCUGGACCCCUAACAGCUGAAAUGGAAGCCAAGCAGGCAGAACGCCGCCGAGUAAACAAGGCCCAGCGAAAGCAGCGUGAGAAAGAGGAGCGAGAGGCACGCCAACUGCUGGAGCAAGAAGAGGAUGAAAAAAGGCGCUUUGCCCUGCUGAGUGAACGUGAGAAGCGAGCUCUGAUGGCUGAGAGAAGAUUUGCUGCCCAACUAAAAGAUACCAGUGCAUCUUUGACCAAUACUAGGCGCUGCUGGCUGUGUGGAGAAUCACUGCUGGGCCGCAUUCCUUUCCAUUACCUCGACUUCUCCUUCUGCUCCACCAACUGUCUGCAGACUCAUCGCCAAGGGAAGGCUGCCAAAUCCUAGCAAGGGCCUUUGCCUGCACCCCAAUGAACUAUGCUUCUGGAAUCUGAAUGGAAGUGGAGGAAGCUCUAUGGCUACGAUGCUGUGACUGAGCAAAGUGGCAGCACAGCUAGAAGUAGCCUUUUUCAUGUGCCCUGUAAGAAACGAAAACUAAUCUGGGAAGUGGUACCUUCUGGGCUGAGAAUCUCAAAGUACACUCAAAUCCAGGAGAUAUGUUCCUGAAACAAGACAAGAGCUAUAGUGUACUUUAUAAGCUAGCAGUUCUUUGCUCAAAAUGGUGGCUGGAGGCCCACUUCUUGCCACAACCAGGUCUAGUACACAAGUAUAAAGCUUUCCAUAGCACAAGAUCUGCAGGUUGGUUUAAGGAUAGAACCACUGUUCUCUUCUAAUAGCAUCAGAGCAAAGUUCUCUAAACUGUAUAAGUAUUGGACAGAUAAUGUCUUGCCAUAUGCCUUUGUAUGGGUGUAUCCUGCAUUUAAAAGGCCAAGCCCCCAUUGUCUUCACUCGAAUAUUUACCUACCUUCCAACUAGAGCUUGCAUUCUAUUACGUCUCUCUACCACCACUACCCACAUCCCAUUUUUGAGAAAUAAACUACACCAUAAAGUGGC